This is a messenger RNA of Thlaspi arvense, 699 nucleotides long. Lineage: Eukaryota; Viridiplantae; Streptophyta; Magnoliopsida; Brassicales; Brassicaceae. The record is from the annotation of a GenBank genome assembly.
AUGAUUGCUGUUAGAACUGAGACAGUUUUUCAUGUUUAUAUCCUUAGGCUAGAGAAGAUGGGGGCAUUAGAUGUGAGUAAAGUGGUCCACAGACACCAAGGAUGGCGCCUUAUCACUUGCAUCUGGCUACAUGCCGGAGUUUUACAUUUACUUGCCAAUAUGUUGAGUCUUUUAGUCAUUGGCAUUCGACUUGAGCAAGAAUUUGGUUUUGUGCGGAUCGGGCUGCUGUAUCUGAUCUCUGGUUUUGGUGGGAGUUUGUUGUCAGCGCUCUUUAUCCAAUCUAGUAUCUCAGUUGGUGCUUCUGGUGCACUUUUUGGAUUACUAGGAGGCAUGCUUUCUGAACUCAUUACUAAUUGGACCAUGUACGUUAACAAGGUGGCUGCAUUAUUGACCCUUGUGGUCAUCAUUGUAAUUCAAUCUGGCUGUGGGGAUCCUCCCACAUGUGGACAACUUCGCUCACAUUGGUGGCUUUCUCUCUGGUUUUCUUCUUGGCUUUUUGUUCUUGAUCAAGCCUCAGUUUGGAUGGAAGAAGUGAUACCGAUUCUUAACAGGUUUACUUUUGGCCUGGUGCUGCUGCUCCAUGGUUAUGAUGCAAACGAUCACUGCUCUUGGUGCCACUAUUUGAGUUGUGUUCCCACUUCAAGGUGGAAGUGUGGUGCAAAGUCUAUCUUCUGCUUGGUAAGUGGCAGUGACAACUGA